Messenger RNA from Xyrauchen texanus (razorback sucker), 9164 nucleotides. RefSeq names its product rho guanine nucleotide exchange factor 17-like. Gene Ontology annotation, biological process: actin cytoskeleton organization. The record is from RefSeq and is a predicted model, not a curated record. Gene Ontology annotation, molecular function: protein binding; guanyl-nucleotide exchange factor activity. The coding region runs from base 383 to 7492 and encodes 2369 amino acids. The transcript is spliced from 21 exons. Lineage: Eukaryota; Metazoa; Chordata; Actinopteri; Cypriniformes; Catostomidae.
CAUAGAAAUGGGAUUUACUUUGGAAAAUGUACAUUAUUCAAACGUUGGUCGUGUGCAUGCAGAGUUGAAACACUUAGAAGUUUUUCGCUUAAACUUUGAGGUCUUUCUAAAUGCAUGGAUGGAUACAAAGGGAGGAACGCAUGCGCAAAUGCCUGGAAAUAUAAAACAAGACUUAAUUCAUUUGUUUUCGUAAACAAUCUAAUCUGUUGUUUCACAAAGCUUUUUGUCCUCCACACCGGAAAAACGCUGACAAGCAACUUCAGUGGUUCAAUGGAGGCAUUGUAACUUGUUUUCAGGGGGUAUAAGCAACUAAGGAAGAAGGAAAAGUGUGGACUAUCCAUCAAUGAACUGAGAAAAGAAAAGUGGGAGGACAGGCAAAGCAAUGGCUGAAAGGCAGAUGGAGAGAAAAGCGUCGGUUUACAGGAGCGUAUCUUUCAAAAAGUUGGAGAGCUGGAGCGCCAAGAAGCGCAGAUCAUUUGGAGAGGAUUUGGAGAGGUGCGGUGCCCUUCCCCCAGACGCUGCAGAGGCGACGCGCACUGUUACUGUAUCCAGAAAAGUUUCCAAAAUCUCCGCGGCCAGCCUCUCAACCGCAGAACUCAAGAAAACCUGUCAUGGAAUAUCUCCCUCUGUACGCAAGCUCUCCGAGAAGUUUUGUUUCAGCUCCUCAGGCAACACUGGAAGCGUUCAAAACACAACUUCACUAGUUAAAAGUGCCGACGAAUCGUCUUCACAUGACAGUGGCUGCUUAUCCAAGGAGUUUUGGGAGCCCACGCCAGAUAAGCUCAAGGAUAAUAACAGAUAUUGUUCAACUCAAGAGUCUGUGUCAGGCUCAGAUUCGGACAGAGGAGAAAAACGCACAAUUCUCAAAACAUUGGGCGCCACCAGAGCAGGGAGCCCAACAUGCAAAUCUCAUCGUAGUUAUCACCCUUCCUAUGGAGAGACCAUUCAUGUUGAUGCAAACUGGCCAAGCGUUACUAAAAUUAGAGAACUAUUUGGGGAUGGAAGUAGAAAGCAACAUAGGUCAACUUCCGAUGCUGAUGACUUGAAAUCUGCUUGUCACCACCUCCAGCAUUCAUUUGAUGCUAAAGACAGCAACUUGAGCUCAGAUAAAAGUGUUACACAGCCCUCACAACUGCCAACAGGUCCCUGGCAAGAUACAAACAGUUCAGAUCAUGACAACAGUACACUGUAUGUAGACUAUUUGACUCCAGAUUGCAUAUUUAGUGCUGAUUAUUCCUGUGAGUUUAGCAGCGGCACAAGCUGUUUGAAUUGUGACCUCCCCACAAAUAAUAGUGGAACCCAAAGCCCCAUUAGCAUUGAUCUUCAGCAUCCUUCUCCCCCAAAACCCCCACCCCGAAGCAGAGCGAGCGCUUUGCCACUCAGGUCUCACUCAUUUGCUCACCACUGGCAGCUGCAGGAGCACAGAACGAGGGCAGAGCAGCCACAGCCACCGGAUAGCUUGCAUUCCUCGCAUAACUCCUCCAAACCACAGACAGGCCCCUCCGUGGAAAUAGCCGGAGCUCAGGAAAGACUGAGCUCUGGAGAAGAGAACGAGGAGUCGAGCAGAUGGACAGGAUCUAACAUUGUUCUCACUAGCGACGGAAUCACCACGCACUUCCCUCAAAACAAGCAUGCUUACAGGGCUAAGUUAAGGGAUCAGUCUUCAGGCAGUGAGGAGGACAGCCCUGCAUCAUUAGCGCAUCACAUCAGGGACGUGAGACGUCGCUCACUAAGGAAGAAGAAGAAGAGCAGUUGCAGCCGAGAUAAUGAGGAUUCAGAUGACAGCGACAAUCAGCCUGUAAAGAUGGAGCACUUGGAAAGCGCCUCUGAUUCUCAUCCCGUGAGCCGCAGGAGUGAAGGCUUCAGAUCUAGAGGAUGUUUUACAGGCCUGUCUUGGACACGAGAUAACCAAUCUACAUGUUCACAUGUAUCUAAGGACAGCUUUAGCCACUUUCAUAGAACUUUUGAGGGGCCAGCUGCAGGCAGCCCUGUUCCACAGGUGUCACGGGUGUCAAAGGUCACCAUACCGUCAUUUAUAGCCAGUCCAUUGGGGUCAAGGAGUAGCAGCAGGUAUUCUAGCACAGAGACGUUAAAAGAAGAGGACCAGCCAGCAAACACCCACACCAUUGGUGGAGACUCAUCAGCUGUUCUGAGUAAAACCUUCCAUAGAAAUGCCACCAUGUACCGCUCACCCAGUUUUGGCCAUGGAGAUAAUUUUUCCCGUGCCCCAGUUCAAGUUCAUUCUAGACUGGUGCCCAGCUUGAAUCCAGUCAACUGUAAAACUGCUAUUUUAGAAAACAGGGUAUUCCCCCAUUCUUUAAAUGAUGAGAAAGACAAGAACCGGAUCUCUAUGUCAAACCCUGACAUUGCCUCAGAAACUCUAUCACUUCUUAGCUACCUUAAGACAGAUCUGUCAGAGUUGAGAAUGAGGAAGAAAGGGCAAGACAUUGAAGACAGUCCAAGCUCUGGGCUUCAGGGCAGUCAGGGCACAUCAGUAUACAGGAUGGGCUCCAGGGCACAUCGACCACACCCUGGACGGCCCUCCCUGAAAGACCUCACUGCUACUUUGAGGAGAGCUAAGUCAUUCACAUACUCUGAGAAGCCAGAAGUGCAGAGAUAUUAUGGAAGUGGGCCAGGUUUGAGGAGUUCUUCAGAGCAGCAGCUAGACUGUGAAGGUAGUGGAGAGCAGGUGGUAGUUCCUGACCGGGAAGUGGAGAGUGAUGACUGUAGGAGUGCCUGCGGUUACGACGAGCCAAUGCCAACCCCUCUGCAAGACCGCUAUGUGCAGGAAGCGAGACAGGUAAUAAGAGAUAUCUGUCAAAUGGGUGAAAGUAAGGAUGACGAUGAUUAUGAGGAAGAUAGUUUCAAGAUAAAAAAAGAUGAGGCUAAACAAGACACUGAAUUAGAAGAUGAGGCAAAUCAAGAAAGGAGGCUUGAACAUACUGUUUUUACAGUGUGUAAGGAAGGAGAAACUGACAGAGAAAAUGGAAAAUGUUUACAGAAGGGAAAUUCAGAGGAGAAUGUGUUCUGUGAUAAGUCAGUGGAUGAGCUCUCUGGUCAUGAAUCUAGCCUGACAGAUGAAGGAAUUGUCACAGAGCCAGAUGUGGGGUCAUAUGGGGGGCUAUCCUGUGGUAAAGAUGUGUUAAGUCAAACCCUCAAUGUUUGGAAUCAAUCUGGGUUGUACGAGGAGCUUUUGCCUGAUACAACACUAGAGAAAUCUCUUUCAUCUCAGCUUCCUUCAGUUAGGACAGAGUAUGAGGAAGUAGCCAUAGGAGGAGACAUAAGCAGCAGUAAAAAUUUAAUCCAGGGGGCCUUAGAGGCUCCGUCUACUCCCAGCACUAUUCGCAGGAGAAGGAAAUUCUCCUCAUCUGGCAACUAUGGCUCAGAAUCCAGCAAUGGUAGUAACGGAGAGUCAAACGGUGAGUCUGCAUACCGCUCGUUGAGUGAUCCCAUGCCUCACAGAAGUUGUUCGAUUGCAGAAGACAGCGGAAAGAGCUACUCUAUGGAUAGCAACUUGCUUGGUUCACUGUCUUUAAACUCCAAAGUGGGUUGUGGUGUGGACUCCUCAGCAGCAGAUCUGUCUGAGUAUACAGGCAGUGCUGCAAGUGACCUCUCUGUGUGUAGUGAAAGUCUGCGAGAUUACAGCACUGUGAUUCAAAGCAUUGUGUGCGAACCUGGUGCGAUUUACAAUCUCAUCGACGAGAAAGUGAAUAGCAAGGCUGUGAAGAAAAAGAGCUUUAGCGACCCCAGUAGACGAGGGGAACUGGCUGAAUCUGUCCUAGAAUUUCAGAGGCAUCACAGUGAGCCAAUUAGCGAAUUAGAGCAAUCCAUACCACCUUCUAGUAGUGAGCCCAUCUUAUCGGAGCAAAGAGAUGAGCUGUGGGCGCUAAACAACGAAGAACGACAGCUUUAUUGUCCCAACAGGAAGCCUCGUUCCCAGUCUGAGCAUGUUUUGCCCUCCCAUUUUGGUCAUAAUGGAGAAACAAAACCAGCAGACGAGCCCUCCUUUCCCUUUGACCCAAAGCUAGCUCAGGUUUUGUCUCCUCGCAUGAGUCGCAGAACCUCCAAGAAACGCACAAACCGCUUUAGUCACCAGGUGUCUUGUGAUGAAGGGGAUCACUUAGAGGAACAAGUUGAGGAGCCAUCUUCUGAAGACCACCCAGACUCCACGUCCAUCCUUCCUAAGCUUGCACCCCCAAAGGCCAGGUCCAAGCAUGUGCGUCAUGCCAGUGAACCUGCCACAUUUGUGCCAAUCGUUCCUUCAAAUAUUCACAUCUCCCAGGACCUUCGGAGGUCUGGUCAUGUCCCUGAGACUCCAGCACCCCUCAAAAUAGUCCAAGGGGAGGAUGCUCCAUCAUUACAGGACGUCACUGAGCAAUACAUAUUGGCUCUGAAACCUCCGGAGGGCCUGGCAGAGACCCAUACAGCCCCUGGUGGGGUCGCACCAGAGGGCAGAAGGUCAACACCUUCAGUGCCUACUGCCACUGCUGAGCCACAACUAGAGAGGAAGUCCAGCGAGGAGCUCACCACUGCCCCUCUGAAGGCCAAACCAAGAGUGGAUAUGAGAAAACAUGUCAUAAUGACACUACUGGACACAGAACAGUCUUAUGUUGAAUCUCUACGCACACUCAUUCAGGGCUACAUGAAGCCACUCAAGCACCCGGAGAGCUCCCCUCUGUGUGACCCGUCUCUGGUGGAUGAAAUGUUCUACCAGAUCCCAGAGAUUCUGGAACAUCACGAGCAGUUCCUGGAACAGGUCCUGGACUGCGUCAGUCAAUGGCACGACAAACAGACGGUCGGACACCUGCUAAUUCAAUCUUUUUCCAAAGAGAUCCUUGCCAAUAUUUAUUCAGCAUACAUCGACAACUUCAUGAACGCCAAAGACGCUGUUAGAAUCGCUAAGGAGGCCAAACCUGCUUUCCUUAAGUUUCUAGAGCAAAGCAUGCGUGAGAACAAAGAGAAACAAGCUCUUGGUGAUCUGAUGAUAAAGCCAGUGCAGCGGAUUCCACGAUACGAGCUGCUAGUCAAGGAUCUUCUAAAACAUACCCCUGAGGAUCACCCAGACUACUCGUUUCUACUGGACGCUCAGAAGAACAUCAAACGACUGGCUGAAAGGAUCAACACGGGCCGACGUAGCGCAGAGGAGCUGGAGAGAGAGACACGCGUCAUGCAGGAGAUAGAAGCUCAUAUAGAGGGCAUAGAACAUAUCCUGAAUCCCCAGAGGAAGUUUCUUAGACAAGAGAUGGUUGUAGAAGCGAAAACAGUGGGGGGUAAGAAGGACCGAUCUCUCUUCCUCUUCAGUGAUCUGCUCAUCUGCACCACUCUAAAGAGAAAGUCAGGAAGUCUUCGCAGAAGUUCCAUGAGUCUGUAUUCUGCUGCUAGUGUCAUUGACACCUCAAGUAAAUAUAAGUUCAUGUGGAAACUGCCCUUGGAAGACUUGGAGGUUGUUAAAGGCUCUAAUCAAGCCACAAACCGAGAUAACAUCCAGAAGAUUAUCAGUCGUUUGGAUGAAGAUCUUAGCACUCUUGGCCAGAUCAGUAAACUGUCAGAAACACUUUGUUUUCCACAUCAGAGUUUGGAUGAUGUGAUAAAGGACCUGAUGGCGGCAGUUCAUCGUGAGCUGGCUGAGAAGCAGUCUCUGGCCUUCAGCAUGACGUUAUUGCCCACUAAACUCGAGCUGAGCACCACCUCAUCUGAGAACAUCUUUAUAUUUGAGUUUAGCAGUCCUGAUGCCCGCAGCAACUUUGAGCAAGCAUUUGAGGAGGCCAAAAAGAAACUUGCCAUGAACAAGGACCAGUGGGACCCUGAGUUUCUGAAGGCCAUCCCCAUCAUGAAGACCCGUAGCGGGAUGCAGUUUUCCUGCGCCUCGCCGAGUCACAGCUGUCCAGAGAACACGUAUGAGGUGUGGGUGUGUAACAGUGACGGUUACGUGGGUCAGGUGUGUCUGUUAAACAUCCGCGAUGAGCCAACAGUGGAGGCUUGCAUUGCUGUCUGCUCGGCUCGCAUCAUCUGCAUCGCAGCCGUACCGGGCCUGAAGAACAGUAGAGAACGUGUUGGCAAUUCUACUCCCUCCGUCCCAUCUGAGUCAAACCCUAUGGUAUCUACUCAACCCCAGCUCCACAUCUCUAUCUCUGGCUCGUCUCUGGAGCUCAGUGAACCCACUGUAGUACCUGCGGCAGAGCUCGUGCCCUUCGACAGCGAUGACACAGAUGAUGAAGACUCUCCCAGUCCUUCAUCCACACUGCAGAGUCAAGCGUCCCAUUCCACAAUCUCCUCCAGCUUCGGCAAUGAUGAGGCAGCGGUGUCUAAAGACAUGGCCACUGAGACAACCAGCUCUGAAGAGGAGCAGGAGUUUCCUGUGCCCAGCUCAUUUGGAGCCCCUCGGCUCAGCGCGGACAGUCCCAUGGACGGUCGUGCCAUGCGACGGUCCAGUCGAGGGUCUUUCACCAGAGCCAGUCUGGAGGAUUUGCUCAGCAUUGACCCAGAGGCAUACCAGAGCUCCGUUUGGCUCGGGACCGAGGAUGGCUGUAUUCAUGUGUACCAGUCAUCAGACAAUAUCAGGAACCGUAAGAACAGCAUGAAGAUGCAGCACUCUGCUUCUAUCCUCUGUAUACUGUAUCUUGAUAACAAAGUAUUUGUGUCCCUGUCAAAUGGGGAGGUGAUGGUGUAUCACAGAGAGGCAGGAAGUUUCUGGGACCCCCAGAGCUCUCAGACACUGUGUUUGGGUUCUUCAAGUGGACCUGUGACCAAAAUGGUUCCAGUGGCGGGAAAAUUGUGGUGCGGCUGUCAGAAUAGGGUCCUUAUCAUGAACACCAGCACAUUAACACAAGAGCACUCAUUCCAAGUGGGUCAGGACAGCGGGCGCUGUGUCACCAGUAUGGUGUGCUAUGGAAAAGGCGUGUGGAUUGCUCUGCAGGGCAGCGCUCACGUGCGGCUGUAUCACGCCUCCAGCUAUGAGAGCCUGACAGAGGUUGAUGUGGCCCCAGCUGUGCACAAGAUGCUUGCAGGUUCUGAUGCUAUUAUUCGGCAGCACAAAGCAGCGUGUUUGCGGAUCACUGCUCUGUUAGCCUGUAAAGACCUGCUGUGGAUUGGAACCAGUGCAGGGGUCGUUCUGACUCUGGUUAUCCCACCCGUGUCCUCCGGCACUUGUCCGGGCUCUCUGCGUGCUCCCCUCCUCCCCAUGGGCUCUGCUCACGGCCACACCGGACACGUCCGAUUCCUCACGUGCAUAGAGCUGCCCGAUGGCUUCGAUGUCAACUUCCCUCCUCAGUCAGAAUCAGUGAACUCCACACAGAACAACUCUGAAAACAGCGCUGGAGGAUUGCAGAGACAAGACUCCACCCGCAGACGCGCCUCCACCCUCCUGCCCAUCAAAUCCAACCUGCUAGUCAUCAGUGGAGGUGAUGGAUAUGAAGACUUCAGACUGACUAAUAGCAGCGAGACGGUGGGGCGGGAUGACAGCACCAACCACUUACUGUUGUGGCGUGUGUAACAGAAGUCCCGCCCCUCCACAGAAGCCGCUGGACUAGCUCACGCACUUCCCCCUGAAACCCCACCCCUCCCUGUUCUCUGAUGCAUCAUGCAUGACUGUGUAAGACAUAAAAAAAGGGGUGUUUGUUUUCGUUAUGUUGUGAUUUGGAUCAAGGCUCUCAGUCAUUUCGAUUCUUGGUGUGAGAAAUCGAUUGCGCUGUCAUGUGGUGUUUCCUGUGGGCGCUUUUAAAUAUCGCAUUACUCGACAAAACUUUAGAAACUGCUUUAAAAGCAGACAUAAAAAUUGAAGGAUGAAUUGACAGAAAAACAACAAAUAAAGAACAUGGACUUUGUAUAAGAAACCAUUAGUAAGUGGUAAAGGGAAUAAUUCACCCAAAAGUGAAAAUUCCUUGCAAACUGUCACCCACAUGUUAUUUACUCACCCACAUGUUGUUCCAAAACAGUUUGACUUUCUUUCCUUGGUGUAGCACAAAAUGAGAAAAGGUAAAUAAUGUACUGGCCACUUGUACUGCACAUUUCCAUAUUACGUUAUGAAAUGAAAAGGGAUUGAGGCUGUUGUGCUCCAAAAUGACAACAAAAAAGCAGCAUAAAAGUGCCGCUUGUAGGAUAUAUACCUAGGUGUUUAGAAGCCUAGCUUUGAGUAAAAAAAGACUGAAAUUUCUCUUCACCGUAGCUCUUAAAUCAAAUACUGUAUAGCGUCAUCAAUCGCAAUGCCUCAAAUUUGAAAAUGCAUAAGAACGAAUGGGAGCUACAGCAGAGGGAAAGAUAAUCAGUGAAUAACGACUUAAAUUUUGAUCUGAUUUUAUUCAUAUGGCUUCAGAAGCUUGACUGCCACAGUCCUCAUUUACUUUUAUAAUAUGGAAAAGAGCACAUCUUAUUUUGUGUAUCUCCUGAAUAAAGAAAGUCAUAUGGGUUUGGAACAACAUGAGUUUGAGUAAACAAUGACAGAAUUUAAAAUUUGUGGGUGAACUGUUACUUUAAUGUUUUUACAAGAAAGAUGGUCAAAGUUUCAGAUAGAUGGAGAGUGUUUGAAAUGCAUCACAGGAGGCAGGGUGGAUUCUGACAGAAGAAAAAGAUGAGGUUUUGUCAUCCCUCUGCACACUUUUACAGUCAGAGUGGCCAACUACUGGUCUUUACUGACUGUGAUUUCAUUCGAGAAUGAAGAUGUUUUUGUUAUAAAACCUCUCAGUUGUGGCAUUCUGGCCAAGACGAGAGUUAUUCGUAAGUAACCAAUGUGCAAUAUAUGGCUAGAGUACCUACAAUCUGCUAUAAACCACACACACACUGUUUAGCCGCACACACACUUUACUAUUCUUCAGUAAUCAGUCAGAGUUAUAAAGAAAUUUUCACUUUAUUAUUUUGAUUAUUGAAUCAUUUUGUAUGUAUAAAAAAUACGAUUUCACUACAUUAUGUAACAGAACAGCAAUGACAUUCCAUUAUAUAGGUAUUGUGACAAAAAUCCUUUUUGUACAGUAUUUAUGUUUUUUUUUUUCAGCUUUAUUUGUAGCUCAGUUUUGGGGUUUUUUAGCACUUAAUUUAUAAAUACGAUAGUCUGGCGUUUUUCUCUACUGAAAUAUUUUUGUCGCACAACUCAAAUUUGAGUCAGUGAGGUCGUGUUUUGUGAAUGGUGACCAGAUUAUAAUUUUUUUUUUUUAAACAUUAUUACCGCAAAU